CUUGCCGCUCCUCCACAAUCAGCAAGACGUUAAUUGCUUGUUCAAGCCUCCAUUUCUUACAUUUUUCCCUGUUGUUCUUGGAUCGAUUCUGAUCUUCGUUUUUAACAAUGGCGGAUACUGAAACGUUCGCCUUCCAGGCUGAGAUUAAUCAGCUCCUUAGUCUGAUUAUCAACACGUUUUACAGCAACAAGGAGAUCUUCCUUCGGGAACUUAUUAGCAACGCCUCAGAUGCUCUAGAUAAAAUCAGGUUUGAGAGCUUGACCGACAAGAGCAAGCUUGAUGCCCAGCCUGAACUCUUUAUCCACAUCAUUCCUGACAAGGCAAACAAUUCCUUGACGAUUAUUGACAGUGGUAUUGGAAUGACCAAGGCUGAUUUGGUGAACAAUCUUGGAACCAUUGCAAGAUCUGGGACCAAGGAAUUCAUGGAAGCCCUUGCAGCUGGUGCUGAUGUGAGCAUGAUUGGACAGUUCGGAGUUGGUUUCUACUCGGCCUACCUUGUAGCUGAAAAGGUUAUUGUUACCACCAAGCACAAUGAUGAUGAGCAGUACGUAUGGGAGUCCCAGGCUGGGGGUUCAUUCACAGUCACCAGGGACACCUCUGGUGAGAAUCUUGGCCGAGGUACGAAAAUUACUUUGUACCUCAAGGAAGAUCAACUUGAGUAUCUUGAAGAACGCCGUCUCAAGGACUUGAUCAAGAAGCACUCCGAGUUUAUCAGCUACCCAAUUUCUCUCUGGGUUGAGAAGACCAUUGAGAAGGAGAUCUCUGAUGAUGAGGAUGAUGAGGAAAAGAAGGAUGAGGAAGGCAAGGUUGAGGAAGUUGACGAAGAGAAGGAGAAGGAAGAGAAGAAGAAAAAGAAGAUCAAGGAAGUUUCGAACGAGUGGUCCUUGGUGAACAAACAGAAGCCCAUCUGGAUGAGGAAGCCAGAAGAGAUUACCAAGGAAGAGUAUGCUGCUUUCUACAAGAGCCUUACCAACGACUGGGAAGAGCACCUUGCUGUGAAGCACUUCUCUGUUGAAGGUCAAUUGGAAUUCAAGGCUGUCCUCUUCGUUCCCAAGAGGGCUCCUUUUGAUCUCUUUGACACAAAGAAGAAGCCAAACAACAUCAAGUUGUACGUUAGACGUGUGUUUAUCAUGGACAACUGUGAGGAGUUGAUUCCUGAAUAUCUUGGGUUCGUUAAGGGCAUUGUUGAUUCUGAAGAUCUUCCCCUCAACAUUUCCAGAGAAAUGUUGCAGCAGAACAAAAUUUUGAAGGUCAUACGCAAGAACUUGGUGAAGAAGUGUCUCGAGCUCUUCUUCGAGAUUGCUGAGAACAAGGAAGACUACAACAAAUUCUACGAGGCCUUCUCCAAGAACUUGAAGCUUGGAAUCCACGAGGACUCUCAGAACAGACCUAAGAUCGCUGAACUUCUCCGUUUCCACUCCACCAAAAGUGGUGAUGAGUUGACCAGCCUCAAGGACUACGUGACGAGAAUGAAGGAAGGACAGAGCGACAUCUUUUACAUCACUGGUGAAAGCAAGAAAGCCGUAGAGAACUCUCCUUUCCUUGAGAAGCUUAAGAAGAAAGGGUACGAAGUUCUGUUCAUGGUUGAUGCAAUUGAUGAGUAUGCAGUUGGUCAACUAAAGGAAUACGAAGGCAAGAAACUUGUAUCAGCAACAAAGGAAGGUCUGAAACUGGAUGAGAGUGAAGAUGAAAAGAAGAAAAAGGAAGCUUUGAAGGAGAAGUUCGAGGGUCUUUGCAAGGUGAUCAAGGAUGUUUUGGGCGACAAGGUGGAGAAGGUUGUGGUUUCCGACCGUGUUGUUGAUUCUCCCUGCUGUUUGGUGACCGGUGAAUACGGAUGGACAGCCAACAUGGAAAGAAUCAUGAAGGCUCAGGCAUUGAAGGACAACAGCAUGGCUGGGUACAUGUCGAGCAAGAAGACCAUGGAAAUCAACCCGGAGAACCCUAUCAUGGAAGAGCUAAGGAAGAGGGCGGACGCAGACAAGAAUGACAAAUCGGUGAAGGACCUUGUGCUGCUCCUUUUCGAGACCGCACUUCUGACAUCAGGGUUCAGCCUGGAUGAACCCAACACCUUUGGGAACAGGAUCCACAGGAUGUUGAAGCUGGGACUGAGCAUUGAUGAGGAGGACGGUGCAGAAGGUGAUGCGGAGAUGCCCCCUCUUGAGGACGCUGAUGCUGACGCAGAGGGUAGCAAGAUGGAGGAAGUUGAUUGAUUUUGAAGUGUUUGUAUUAGUAGAGGAUGGAUCAUCGAAGGGGAAGGGUGUUCGAAUGAGUGUUUUGUUUCCAAUCUUAUAUAUUAGAAGAUUUGUUUUGUUUCUGAUUACAUUGGGUUGGUUAUCAUAUUUCACUCGAAAUGCAUCAAGUGUGCGUUUCCUUAAAUAUGAGAAUCCAUUAACGACGUCGGUUGUUAUAUACGUCUUAUUAUAUGGACGUCUUGCAGUC
Cucurbita pepo subsp. pepo (vegetable marrow) is the source of this 2439-nucleotide messenger RNA. RefSeq names its product heat shock cognate protein 80. Lineage: Eukaryota; Viridiplantae; Streptophyta; Magnoliopsida; Cucurbitales; Cucurbitaceae. The record is from RefSeq and is a predicted model, not a curated record. Gene Ontology annotation, biological process: protein folding. Gene Ontology annotation, molecular function: ATP-dependent protein folding chaperone; ATP binding; ATP hydrolysis activity.